AAGCAAUUUUAGCAAAUAAAUGCCCUAAUUGUUCUAAAGAUAUUGGAGAAAAAAAGUUGCUACAAGAAAUUCUUACUACACAUGAAAAAAAAGCCUUACCAAAUCAAACGGCAAUAAUAUCUUAUUUUUUAUCUAAUUAUCCAUUACCAAAAGCAGUGCAUAAGCUAAGCUUUCCCAAUAAAAAAUUGACAGAGGCUGAUCUUCAAGAUGCAUGUAAUCUAUCUUCAGUUAGUAAUAUUAUGAGUUAUGAAGAAAAUCAGAUAGAUAAUGAUAACGAGACUUUGUCAGAUAUAUCAAAUUAUUUUACAACUUUGUUAAUUAAUGAGAUUAUUGACUUGGAAAUUGAAAAAAAUUCAGAACCUCCAAUGGAAGAAACAUCUUAA
This is a messenger RNA of Dentiscutata erythropus, 383 nucleotides long. Lineage: Eukaryota; Fungi; Glomeromycota; Glomeromycetes; Diversisporales; Gigasporaceae. The record is from the annotation of a GenBank genome assembly.